GGUACCGGGCGCUGACGAAGGCUCCGGACGGGAGCCUCUGCCUGGCCAUGGAAUUCGGGGGGGAGAAAUCCCUGAACGACCUCAUCGAGGAGCGCCGGGAGCAGGGCCUGGGAAUGUUCCCGGCAAACACCAUCCUGCACGUGGCCCUCAGCAUGGCCAGGGGCCUCCAGUACCUGCACACGGAGCAGCGGCUGCUCCACGGCGACAUCAAAUCCCCCAACGUCGUCGUCCGCGGCGCCUUCGAGACCGUCAAGAUCUGCGACGUCGGCGUCUCCCUGCCCCUGGAUGAGAACCUGACAGUGAGCGAUCCCUCGCUGUGCUACGUGGGCACGGAGCCGUGGUCGCCGCCCGAGGCGCUGGAGCCGGGCGGGGCCAUCUCGGACCGCGCCGACGUCUUCGCCUUCGGCCUCACGCUCUGGGAGAUGCUGGCCCUGAACGUGCCCCACCUGCCCCCGCUCCGCGACGACGGAUCCGACGAGGAUUCGUGCUCGGAGGAUUCCCUGGACGAGGCCGCGUACCAGGCCGCGCUGGGGUCGCGGCCGCCGCUGCCCGCGGAGGCGGCGCGGGAGCCCUCGCAGCGGCCCGUGCGGGAGCUCUUCUGCGCGUGCACCGCCCGCGAGCCCCCGCGGCGCCCCCCGGCGGCCACCAUCGUCACUGCGCUGCUGCAGCUGCGGGAACAGGAACAGCAGCCGGGGGGAGAGCGGGAAUGA
Messenger RNA from Melozone crissalis (California towhee), 710 nucleotides. Its product is annotated as lymphokine-activated killer T-cell-originated protein kinase-like. NCBI's taxonomy places the organism in Eukaryota, Metazoa, Chordata, Aves, Passeriformes, Passerellidae. The transcript is spliced from 4 exons. The annotation marks the transcript as partial. Gene Ontology annotation, molecular function: protein kinase activity; ATP binding. Gene Ontology annotation, biological process: protein phosphorylation. The record is from RefSeq and is a predicted model, not a curated record.